AGGGUUUCUUGCCACAGUCAGCAAUACCGUUACAGACCUCAUGCGUCUUGGACUUCAACCCGCGCACAACGAAUGGAUUCUCUGCCCGGAGCAUGAGGACCAUAUACCCGCCCCCGAUCGCGUACAUACAUUUUGACCUCGCCUUUUUCGAACUUGUUUUUGUUACUUGCUCCUUUAUUCCCAUGUGCACGCGCACAUCCCCAGUCUUAGCGAUCGCCACGUUUUUCCCUCCUGGCUUCGCCGGGUUAAAUCGCAAUCGGGAUUUCUUGUUUCUGUCCGAGUUUUGGUGGUUUGGAUCGUUUUCUGCUUGUCAUACGCGGAGCACGUUGUUUGGUUAUCUCCCGGUUAGGAGGAAUGUCACGAUGCGAAGAAAAAAAAGAGGAGGUGGGCUGCGGCGCAAAUUCCCAAGGACGACGGUGCACAUCUGAUGAUGCCGGCACGGCGAUGAGAAGGGCGCUGCUUUGGGUCUUGAUUUUGGCUGGAACCCGAGAAAGCGGGUUUAGUAAUUUUGUGUUCUAUCGGGCGGUUUUGGGGGUUUCGGUGCAGCACGUGUGCGUUAUUUUUUUCCUUCCGAGUGCGGCUUUGGUGGUUGUGCUCGAUGUUCUUCGUGUUAUUGAUAUACCCGUGACAAGCACAUCAUCCUACGAUCGAUUUGCUUCUGCUCGCUACGAUGAGAGACCUUCAACGGCCGUUACAGAGCCUCCAUCUUGCGCCCUCUUCAUCACUAGGCGUCCACAAAACAGUCUUCGUUGGGAUUUGUGCAAUAGACCUAGCGAGAUGUUCUCGCCGAGCCCUUGUUUGCAACGUGCGAGAAGGCACCGAAGCUCAUGGAGGUUAGGGCUCGGUCCAAGGUUCACAAUCGGAAACAGUAGUGGAACCCAAUUCCCUUGUUCUACAUUGUCCGGCAAAGUAUCAUUGUAGAGAGCAUGAUCGCUCUGAUGCAUUACGCACGCGCCUGACUAAUAUCAAGUGUCUGGUCCACCGCUGUCUGAGGAAAAACUCUUCGUCAUUGAAAAAGACCGCCAAACCGGGAUAUCAUAUCGAGGAAAAGUAAAUAUCAGAAAAAGAAACGAGCAACGAAAAGAGCCACAUUCGUCAAUACCGUCACAGGUUUGGUGCACCACCCCCAAAA
Molecule: messenger RNA, 1132 nt
Organism: Dissoconium aciculare CBS 342.82
Lineage: Eukaryota; Fungi; Ascomycota; Dothideomycetes; Mycosphaerellales; Dissoconiaceae
Exons: 1
Coding region: 355-921 (188 amino acids)
Source: RefSeq, a predicted model, not a curated record